Molecule: messenger RNA, 1215 nt
Organism: Melospiza georgiana
Lineage: Eukaryota; Metazoa; Chordata; Aves; Passeriformes; Passerellidae
Gene: SGCZ
Product: sarcoglycan zeta
Exons: 9
Coding region: 7-1032 (341 amino acids)
Biological process (GO): cardiac muscle tissue development; heart contraction
Cellular component (GO): sarcolemma; sarcoglycan complex
Source: RefSeq, a predicted model, not a curated record
GGUGGGAUGCCGAGCCGCUGGGCCGCGGCCCGGGGACCGCUGAUGGAUAAAAAGUGGAUAACUCUAAGUGAGGAAGACAGAAGGCCUGGUGCUGUAAGAACCAUUGCUAUGACACGAGAGCAGUAUAUAUUAGCAACACAACAGAACAGCCUUCCAAGGACUGAGCAUCCUCAGUUUUACCCAGUGGGGAUUUAUGGAUGGCGAAAGAGGUGCUUAUACUUCUUUGUCCUUCUGCUGUUGGUUACCAUGAUUGUUAAUUUAGCAAUGACAAUAUGGAUUUUGAAGGUUAUGAAUUUCACAGUGGAUGGAAUGGGAAAUUUGAGAGUCACUAAAAAAGGAAUACGACUUGACGGAAUAUCUGAAUUUCUACUUCCACUAUAUGUGAAAGAAAUCCAUUCCCGAAAGGAUAGUCCUCUGGUCUUACAGUCUGACAGAAAUGUAACAGUGAAUGCAAGAAAUCACAUGGGACAGUUAACUGGACAACUGACAGUAGGGGCUGAUGCUGUGGAAGCUCAGUGUAAGAGAUUUGAAGUGAGGGCAAGUGACAGUGGAAGGGUGUUGUUUUCUGCAGAUGAAGAGGAGAUUGUCAUUGGAGCUGACAGACUGAAAGUAACAGGCACGGAAGGGGCAGUGUUUGGGCACUCUGUGGAGACACCCCAUAUCAGAGCAGAACCUUCCCAAGACCUCAAACUUGAAUCUCCUACUAGAUCUUUGGUGAUGGAAGCACCCAGAGGAGUGCAAGUCAACGCAGCCGCAGGAGACUUAAAGGCUACCUGUAGGAAAGAGCUGCACUUGCAGUCCACAGAAGGGGAGAUAUUUUUAGACGCAGAUACAAUCCGCCUGGGAAAUCUACCAGUGGGGUCCUUUUCAUCCUCCUCCUCCUUCUCGUCCUCCUCCUCCUCACCCAGCUCUUCGGCUCCUCGCCAGACUAUCUAUGAGCUCUGCGCCUGUCCCAAUGGUAAACUCUACCUGUCCCCAGCAGGAGCAGGCUCCACAUGUCAAUCCAGUAGCAACAUCUGCUUGUGGAGCUAGAAGGACUCCGUUUUAUCCUCACACCAGAAUAGCCUUUGGUUACUAUCCCUCAGCUUCACAGUUCGGUUCGGUUUCCCUCGUGAGCAGCCCGACGCUCCGAGCCCCUGCAGAGCAGCUUCUUCCACUGCAAGCAGGAGUUCAGGCUGCCUUCUGCUGGGGCUUGUGCUGCCGCCCAGCGCAGGG